Exophiala xenobiotica is the source of this 1485-nucleotide messenger RNA. RefSeq lists its product as uncharacterized. The coding region runs from base 1 to 1485 and encodes 494 amino acids. NCBI's taxonomy places the organism in Eukaryota, Fungi, Ascomycota, Eurotiomycetes, Chaetothyriales, Herpotrichiellaceae. The transcript has 4 exons. The record is from RefSeq and is a predicted model, not a curated record. Gene Ontology annotation, molecular function: monooxygenase activity; oxidoreductase activity, acting on paired donors, with incorporation or reduction of molecular oxygen.
AUGGGAUCUGUUGAAGCAACAGCCGGCGAUGGAGCCACCCCCAAGAAGCAGCUGAUUCUCAAUGCCUUUGAUAUGUUUACGGUUGGCCAUCUUUCCCCUGGACAGUGGAAGGAUCCCAAGGAUCGCUCCAGCACAAAACGAAACCUCGAGUACUGGAUCGAGCUUGCAAAGAUCUUAGAGCGUGGGCAGAUCAAUGCACUCUUUCUCGCCGACACCUAUGGAUCUUACAGUACCUAUGAAGACAGUGAGGACAACUGCAUCAGGCGCGCUGCUCAGUGGCCUAUGCUGGAUCCCACAAUUCCCAUUUCAGCCAUGGCAAGUGUCACGAAGCACUUAGCAUUCGGGAUCACAGCUUCUACCUCAUUCGAGCCACCAUUCCUCCUGGCAAAACGAUUCUCCACGCUUGAUCACAUCACCAAGGGGCGUAUCGGAUGGAAUAUCGUCACUUCCUGGAAGAAGAGCGCAUUCAAAGCCAUUGGCAUUGAUACCCCGAUUGAGCAUGACGAAAGAUACGCCCAAGCAGAUGAGUACUUGAGGGUGCUCUACAAGCUCUGGGAGGGAUCAUGGGCAGAUGAUGCACUGUCGCCAGACCCUGAAACAGACACAUACAUCGACCCCGACAAAAUACGCACGAUCCACCAUCAUGGCAAAUAUUUCAAUCUCGACACUCGGCACAUCGUGGACCCCUCGCCCCAACGUACCCCUUUCCUUUUCCAAGCCGGUACAUCUACAGCAGGGUCAGCGUUUGCAGCCACUCACGCGGAGGCCAUUUUCGUCUCCUCACAUAGUCCAGCUGUACUGCGGCCCAAGAUUGACAAUAUCCGAAAGCUUGCGAAAGAGCAGGGACGCGAUCCAAGGUCCAUCAAAUUCGUUGCUACGUUCACUCCCAUCAUUGGCCGGACUGAAGAAGAAGCACGGCAAAAGUAUGAAGAGGCAAAGAAACAUGCCUCUACGAUCGGUGGCCUCGUCUUGUUCUCGGGAUGGACAGGGGUCGACAUUUCCCAGAUACCACUGGAUCAAGAUAUCACUGCAGAAGACUCGAAGGAAGCGCACAAGAUCAGGAGCAUUCUCGACGCCUUCACAACUACAUCCGCAGACAUACCACGCUGGACACCGAGAGUGGUGUCCGAGAAAGCUUCAAUCGGUGGCCUAGGACCCCUUGGCAUAGGCACCCCUGCGCAGGUUGCGGAUGAGUUGGAGAGAUGGGUAGAAGAAGCAGACGUGGACGGAUUCAACCUGGCCUACAUAACGACGCCUGGAACGUUUGAGGACGUGGUUGAUUUACUCAUUCCUGAGCUCAGACGCCGGGGCAUAUAUCCUGAGGCACGAUCUGUUGACGACAAACCGUUGACGGCACGGGAGAAGGUGUACGGGCCCGGCCAGGCUGGCCUAAGAGAUGACCACACUGGCGCUAAGUACAAGUACAACGUCUACGACCAGAACGUCAAAGAUGACUUGGUCGAGACAGCCUCGCAGGAUCCGUAG